Messenger RNA from Rhagoletis pomonella (apple maggot), 651 nucleotides. It is a transcript of the gene MED10, whose product is annotated as mediator of RNA polymerase II transcription subunit 10. Gene Ontology annotation, cellular component: mediator complex; chromatin. The transcript is spliced from 3 exons. Gene Ontology annotation, biological process: positive regulation of transcription by RNA polymerase II. The record is from RefSeq and is a predicted model, not a curated record. Lineage: Eukaryota; Metazoa; Arthropoda; Insecta; Diptera; Tephritidae. Gene Ontology annotation, molecular function: transcription coregulator activity. The coding region runs from base 124 to 522 and encodes 132 amino acids.
CAAUUGUUUCGACUUUUGUUUUACUCGCAAAUUCGUAAAAUCUACCCAAAGUUUGUGUGCAGCGAUCUGUAAAUUUUCGUUUUUAAUUGUUUAAAACAGCUAAAACUUUGUUAAUAUUGCGAAAUGUCUGCCCCAUUGGAAAAUUUAGAGACGCAGUUGGAGAUGUUUAUUGAGAAUGUGCGACAAAUUCGGAUUAUAGUCAGUGAUUUUCAGCCGCAGGGUCAAAAUGUAUUAAAUCAAAAAAUUCAAGGCUUGGUGACUGGUCUUCAGGAGAUCGACAAACUUAAAAACCAAGUGCAGGAUGUAUUUGUGCCAUUCGAAGUGUUCGAUUACAUUGAUCAAGACAAAAACCCGCAGCUAUAUACAAAAGAUUGUGUUGAGAAAGCCUUGGCUAAGAACGAAGAAGUCAAGGGAAAAAUUGAUGCAUACCGCAAAUUUAAAGCGAAUAUGCUACUAGAACUGUUCAAAACCUUUCCAAAUGAAAUGAACAUGUACCGCGCUUACCGCCCGGACUCAAUUUAGAAUUAAGCCGAGAUGAAGUUUCGCUUUGUGCGGCUCAAUAAUGAUAAUGUUACUAUUGUGCAAAUGGAGAAAGUAUACAUACAUAUAGCGUUUUUUAAUAAAUAUAACUAAUUGAAAGCUGUCAUAAAA